AUGAGGCCUGGAAGCAGCCUGGGGUUUGCUCUUUUCUGCUGGGUUUUUGGGGAGGUGGUUGCUUACACCCCUUGGGGCCUCCUUAGAGGGGAGGCAGAGCUAUGGAGGUACGGAGGAGAUCCUUCCUUGGGGCAGCCCCGUGCCUUUUCCCAGCCCUGGGCAUGGGUGGAUGUCUCCCAGCUCCAGGCUGCGGCCCCGCUGCACCCCGUGGCCGUGCAGUGCCAGGAGGCGCAGGUGGUGGUCACGGUGCACAGGGACCUCUUUGGCACGGGACGCCUGGUCAAGGUUGCAGAGCUGACCCUGGGCUCGGCUGCCUGCCCGCCUGUGGUCUGGAGCACUGCUGAGCCCACGGUGACCUUCAUGGCUGGACUGCACGAGUGUGGCAGCACCCUCAAGGUGACCCCUGAUGCUCUAGUCUAUAGCACGAGCUUAAAUUACAAGCCAGUUCCUGCUGGCAACCCUGUCAUUGUCCGUACCAGCCCUGCAAUGGUGGCUAUUGAGUGCCACUACCCAAGGAGGGACAAUGUGAGCAGCAAUGGUGUUAAGCCCACGUGGGUGCCCUUCCACUCCACACUGUCUUCUGAGGAGAAGCUACCCUUUUCUCUGCGCCUCAUGAACGAUGACUGGAGUGCCGAGAGAGUCUCCACCAUAUUUCAACUGGGAGAUGUCCUCCACUUCCAAGCUGGUGUCAACACAGAGAACCAUGCACCUCUGAGGCUCUUUGUGGACAACUGUGUGGCCACCCUGGCCCCAGACAGGAGCUCUUCUCCCCAGUAUGCUUUCAUUGACUUCAGUGGGUGCCUGGUGGAUGGGCAACUGGAUGAUGCCACAUCGACUUUUAUAUCCCCAAGACCCAGGCAAGAUGUGCUUCAGUUUGCAGUAGAUGCAUUCAAAUUUGCAGGAGACUCCAGCAAUCUGAUCUACAUCACCUGCCAUCUGAAGGUCUCCCUGGCUGACCAAGCUCCAGAUCCUCUGAACAAGGCUUGCUCCUUCAACAAAGCUAGCAACCUCUGGGCUCCUGUGGAAGGCACCCAGGAUGUCUGCUCCUGCUGUGAGAUGAGGAGCUGUGGUUUGGCCAGGCCCUCCAGGAGGCUCCACACUCCCUCCCGAUGGCAAGGAGGACGUGCCCGGAGAGAACUGCCCUCCCAGCUUGAUCCCUCGGUGAAAGAAGCAGAUGUUGUAGUUGGACCUCUUUUCAUCCACAGCUGGCAGGAUCACCAAGUUAGAAGGAUGCCUUCAAAAGAUGUGGAUCGCUUGUGGAUGAUACUGGGGCUGGCUGCAGUUGCUGGUUUGAUCAUCCUGAUCCUUGCUGUUCUAGGAGCUCUGACUGUCUGCCGGAAACCCAGCCACCCCGUUUAA
This is a messenger RNA of Balearica regulorum gibbericeps (East African grey crowned-crane), 1359 nucleotides long. RefSeq names its product zona pellucida sperm-binding protein 3. NCBI's taxonomy places the organism in Eukaryota, Metazoa, Chordata, Aves, Gruiformes, Gruidae. Gene Ontology annotation, molecular function: acrosin binding. The record is from RefSeq and is a predicted model, not a curated record. Gene Ontology annotation, biological process: positive regulation of acrosome reaction; egg coat formation; binding of sperm to zona pellucida. Gene Ontology annotation, cellular component: extracellular matrix.